AUGUACAAAGCAAAGACCUUCUCCGAGCUCGUGUUCCAAGCAACACCCUCGGACCAACCUUGGCAACAAAACAACAUCUCCCCAGCUACCCGAACAGCCUUCCCAGUGAGAAUCCACAAAACAGAGGGAACUGUAGCAGGAGCAACUUCCCUCUGCCAACCGCGCGAUCAACCCUCCUCCCAGAGCUUCCACACGCUCCACAGUCCCAAAAACAAUUCCUCUCGUGACACCAAUCUUGGCUCCUGUCUCUUUACCUCCGCUGAUAGUCUCAUCACGUUUGAUUUCGGCCAAAACAUUUGUGGAGUCGUCACUCUCAAAUUUGGACCCAGAAGCUCAAAGACAAUUCUGGGACUCGCCUUCUCCGAAUCAAGCGAUUUCGUUGGCAGAAACUCGGACAAAUCUGUCGACUUCAAGGUCACCGAUGGCCACGUGACUGUCGAGGUAUACCCAGGCAUCUCCGAAUACACAAUGCCUGUGGAGAAGCUGAGAGGAGCAUUUAGAUACCUGACAGUGUUUGUAGCGAGCAAAACCCGUGACUGCAUUGCACAUGUGACAUCUGUGUCUUGCAACAUGACCCAGAUGCCUUCUUCUGCCUCCCUCAACAAAUACUCUGGGUUUUUCCACUCCAGUGAUCCUCUGCUGAACAAAAUUUGGUACGCUGGAGCUUACACUAUCCAGCUUGCGACCAUAUCGUCAGUCCAGGGUCGCAAGAGUGACUACGUCGUCAAAUCUCGUGGAUGGGACAAUUCUGGUCAUGUAAGUCAGGGCCUGGAGGUGCUUACUGACGGUGCAAAGCGAGACCGUAGCGUCUGGUCUGGUGAUCGGCUCAUUAGCACUUCAGUUUACCACUGUGCUUUCGGAGGUGUCAAUUCGGCUGCCACCGCAACUGCAAUUGAUUGGAUUUUUGCGGGCCAACAGCCUGAUGGACGUCUUCCUUACGCUUGCAAGCCUGCUGAUCUUUACGGCUCCGAUACCUUCCACUUGUGGGGGUUACUGGGCUUGUAUGAGCUGUGGCAACACAGUGGAGAUUUCCAGCGAGUGCGAGAAUUAUGGGUUCCGUUCAAAAAGGGAGUGGAACUGGGUAUGAGCUGGAUCGACUCUGACUACGGACUGGCCAAGAUUGUUUGUGGUCUUGAUUGGGGCCGGUCUGUACUUCAGGGUCAUUCUCUUUCUUUGAACGUGCUUCUUUAUGCCUGCUUAGUGUGCUCGGUCGAGAUUGGCAACCUCUUGGGAGAGCCUGAAGCUCAACUAGCUAUCUGGAUCAAUACCGCUGAGAGUCUGCACGUGCGUAUCAACGAGCUGCUCUGGGACGCAGAGAAAGGUCUCUUCAAAGAUAACCUCUCGUCAACACUCUACCCCCAAGAUGGCAACUGCCUGGUAAUUUACUAUGGGGUGUGUGAUAGUGAACGGUCAAAGACUGUUUCUGAGAGGCUCUUUGCUCGUUGGAACCAAUUUGGACCUAUCAACCCUGAGAGUAACGGCAUGAUCAGCACAUUUAUCAGUGGUAUUGAGGUUAUGGCUCAUCACCAAGCUGGAAGAACCCUUAGAGCACUAGCUCUUAUUCGCCAGACCUGGUCUUACGCUCUGUCUGCGCCCUGGAGUGUCGAAUCCAGUCUUGUGGAGGGCUUCUAUAAGGACGGAACCUGCUCUUAUCCGUCCGAUAAGCAUGACAGCAGCUACAUCAGCCACAGCCACCCCUGGUCUACAGGUCCCACGAGCUUUCUCAGCUACAAAAUCUGUGGACUGCGCUUCACCAACCCCAACCACGUGACCUGGACUCUUCAGCCUACUCUGGCUGAUUUGGAUUUCUGCAUUACUGGGUUUACUUCGGCCAAGACAGGGUAUCUCGUUGGAGGGUGGAAGCGGGACUCGAAGAACCUGCUCCAGAUUGCAGUAAAGUCUACUCCAGGGACUAUUGGCGAAAUUUGUGUCCCUCUCAUUCUCGGUAAGCAGCUGAAGAUGACUGUCGAUGGUGUCAAUGUGAAUCUGUUGAAUCUCGAGAUGGACGAAGGAUGGGCGUAUGUCAAGGGGAUCGAGGGCGGUUGCCAUACCGUCUACGCUUGGUAUCUAGACUAG
Messenger RNA from Yarrowia lipolytica CLIB122, 2076 nucleotides. RefSeq lists its product as uncharacterized. Lineage: Eukaryota; Fungi; Ascomycota; Dipodascomycetes; Dipodascales. The record is from RefSeq and is a predicted model, not a curated record. Gene Ontology annotation, biological process: carbohydrate metabolic process.